GAGCGGGAGGCGUCCCGGGCGCUGAGGCCCUGAGGCCGGGGUACGCGAGGGGCGCCCCGAGGGAGGAUGCGUCGCCCUUUCCUCGGGGGCGAGAGCGGAAACGGCCCAGAGACGUUGCCCGGGUCGCACAGCCGCACCAGACGGCCAGGCCGAGGGGCCAGACUUCCUAGUUCUGCGGGAACUAACCCCUUUCCGCGUCUCCGUGCAGCUUAGCCCUCUAUUUUGUGUUCUGUCUGGAAACGUUGACGCCACGUCCGGUGCUGGGGGCAGAGGACGUCGAGGUGCAUCUGACACUGGCUCUGCCCGAGGGGAGCCUUAGCCGCUGGUCUUAGUCUCGGGUUCUAACUUGAAAGCUCCCCAGAGGCAGGAUUGUUGGCCUCGUCCCUUUCAUCCUCGCCUCCCCUAGCCCAGGAGGAAUGGCUAUUGGGAUUGAGUUUGAAUAGGCCAUCCUAUCACCAGCGGUCGGCAACCUUGGCUACAUGUUGAAAUCACCUGGGUCCCACUCCGAAAUUUCUGAGGUAAUUGCAGGGUUUGGAGCCGUGGAGGUUAAACACGCGUGUGAUCCAGCUCCACUGUGUGUUCAAGCAGCAGAUGCACGGUCAGCUUAAAUCCGACCCAGACGUGGAACUGAGGAAGCAGCAGAUUCAGGUCCCCGUCUCAUUCCCAGGCUCCUCCUGCUCAGUGAGUGGAGGGGCUGAUCAGCCCCGUGCACUGCCUGCGUUUCUCCCUCUUGCACAGGGUCCCUAAAGGACAGUCACCCUUGGACGAUGGCGGAGGCCGUUUUCCGCCCCCCAAAGAGGAAGAGGAGGGUGUACGAGAGCUAUGAGUCCUCGCUGCCCAUCCCCUUCGGCCAGGACCGCGGGCCUCGGAAGGACUGCAGGAUGUUCCGGGCCGAGAUGAGGAACAGCAGUGUGAUUGUGAGGAGUGCGGAAGACGCGGAGCAGCUGUACGGGAGAGGCUAUUUCGGAAAAGGUAUCCUGUCUAGAAGCCGUCCAAACUUCACAAUUUCAGAUCCUAAGCUGGUCGCUAAGUGGAAAGGUGUGAAGACAGACAUGCCUAUAAUCACGUCACAGAGGUACCAGCGUAGUGUGGAAUGGGCCACAAAGCUCCUGCAGAGACAAGGUCGGUAUCAGAGCACAGUGCGUGGAAUCCUCGAGGAUUACACGAAGCCCCUGGAACAUCCUUGUACAAAACAAAGUGAAGAGGUCCAGUUGUAUAAUGAGCUGAACUCUGAAAUGGUUUCCAACAUGCAAGGCACAGCCGAUAGAGAGAGACUUUCUGAGAUGAAUGGGGUUGUGGGAAAGUCAGAGGACCUAGAGGAUCCCAGCAUGCCACCUGACCACCCGCUGAGGGCUUCCAGGCACAACCCGCUGACCGCAGGUGGCCCGGCUGAACCCACGGUGGAGGUCGCUGCCCCUCUGCCCCCCAUCCACUGCGGCAGACAGGAUGCUCCCCUCCCACAGUGUGACACUCAGCCUGAGGACAGCAGCCAAGGAUCGGGUCUCAUCUGUGCCCAAGAGGGAGGGCCUGACCACGAGUACGUGCUGGUGGAGGAAGUCGUGAGUGACGGGGAAGAUGCCCUGGACGGGGAUUUGUCGCAAAAAAGGAGGCUGAUAUGCAGAAGAAAUCCGUAUAGGAUCUCUGAGUACUUGCAGCUCAGCCUGGAAGAGGUAUGUUGCCAGCGUGUUAUCUUCUCUGCUGUUGGCCCCCCCAGCCCGGGCCGCCACCACACAGAUGAGUCCACCUCGAAGUGCAGUUCUGAACACAGUUCAGCUUUCUUCCUGGUCUACGCUCUUGGGUGUCUGAGUGUUUACUAUGAGAAGGAGCCUUUAACGAUUGCGAAACUCUGGAAAGCCUUCACCGCAGUUCAGCCCGCGUUCAGGACUACGUACAUGGCCUACCAUUACUUCCGAAGCAAGGGCUGGGUGCCCAAAGUGGGACUUAAGUACGGGACAGAUUUACUGUUGUAUCGAAAAGGCCCUCCGUUUUACCAUGCCAGUUACUCCGUCAUCGUCGAGCUAGUCGACCACCGUUUCGAGGGCUGUCCUCGCAGGCCUUUCAGUUGGAAGUCACUGGCCGCCUUGAGCAGAGUUUCCGUUAACGUCUCCAAGGAGCUCAUGCUGUGCUAUUUGAUUAAACCCUCCACCAUGACUGAGAAAGAAAUGGAGUCACCAGAAUGUAUGAAACAAAUUAAAGUUCAGGAAGUGAUUCUAAGCCGCUGGGUUUCUUCACGGGAGAGGAGCGACCAAGACGAACUCUGACAGCUGCACCUCAGUGUCCGAUUUCCCCACCAAAUGCUUAGUCUCCUCCGAUAGGCCCAGUGCAGGGCGAGGUAAAGCGUCCUUUGUAAUCGCCAUUGAUUUAGAAGUUUUAAAGGGCCUGGCGCUCCCAGCACUGGAAAAUGUGCUUUAAAAGGUAAAAUUACACGGGAGUCGGGGGAAGAGCCCUGUGCCGGGACUCCUGGUCCUGCCCUCGCAUCGGUUCCUGACGCGCUGGCCCUGAGCUUCUCGCCGCUGGGCCUCGUCCCCUCCGUGGGGGUGCUGGACCAGGUGCGUCCCAGGAGGGCUCUCCCAGCACCAGGGAGCUCCUGUUCCUCUCUGACUUGACCUGAGCAUGAUCGUCAUUCACCUUUACUCUGCCCUCUGCAGUUUCCAGUGCGCCUCUGGGCACAGGCCUCUCCUGUUCCCCACGUCCAGCCUGUCCUGGAAGAGGGCCAGCCAGGUCUGGACAUUGCAGGGCCCUGUGUUCCAUUAUUUUCAACAGAAAAAGUGAUAGUGUGUCUCAGAUUGUCCAGGGACUUCAACCAGCUACUCAGACACGGAAAAAUCUGUUUACUGUCUACCAAGGAUUUCUGUAUCACAGGAAACAUAUAAAAACCACAAUUACCUAAUUAUUUAAUUCCCAGUGAACUCAUUGGUGGGCACGUUGUGUGGAGUGCACACAGUAUUUAUUGUUCAGUAUUAGAUAAGAAUUGUAUCUCGCUUCACUGAACUUGUUACAAAACGAUGUGGUGAAAUGAUGUAUGAAGAUGCGUCGUGAAUGCAGUUAGCACUUGGUAAAGCACAAUAAACAGCCCUUCUUAAAUCA
Messenger RNA from Camelus dromedarius (Arabian camel), 3087 nucleotides. It is a transcript of the gene TSEN2, whose product is annotated as tRNA splicing endonuclease subunit 2. The record is from RefSeq and is a predicted model, not a curated record. Bases 768 to 2261 code for a protein of 497 amino acids. Gene Ontology annotation, cellular component: tRNA-intron endonuclease complex. Lineage: Eukaryota; Metazoa; Chordata; Mammalia; Artiodactyla; Camelidae. The transcript has 15 exons. Gene Ontology annotation, molecular function: tRNA-intron lyase activity; nucleic acid binding. Gene Ontology annotation, biological process: tRNA splicing, via endonucleolytic cleavage and ligation; tRNA-type intron splice site recognition and cleavage.